Messenger RNA from Danio rerio (zebrafish), 2270 nucleotides. It is a transcript of the gene jtb, whose product is annotated as jumping translocation breakpoint. Lineage: Eukaryota; Metazoa; Chordata; Actinopteri; Cypriniformes; Danionidae. The record is from RefSeq and is marked provisional. Gene Ontology annotation, cellular component: centrosome; mitochondrion; spindle.
AAUUCUCUCCGCUUGAGUAUGGUAGACGGGCCCUCAUCUAGGGGACUCUGUAAAUAAACGUAUUUCUGUGAUUUAUUCAUUUAUAACAGUGGCGCGUGUGUGUGUGAAUCCAGAGUUUAAAGCCCGCUGGGUGUUUCAGAGAUCCUCUGAUGGGCCUGCCGCUGGGAUCGGCUGGUCUGGGGUCAGUACUGCGUGUUCCUGCUGAUGUGGACUGUGUUUGGCUGGAGCUUUAACACACUUUAUCUGUUUACGAAACUACUGAGCUCAUGGCUAUGACGAGUCUGUAUUAUUGAUGACAGAAGAGUGAAGUCAGGCCGUUUUACUCGACGAACGCUGAAUUUGUGUUUGCUAUACGAUACUUUGGAUGUUUUGCUGCUUUAAGGAAAAGUAACUCUGAGCGAUGAUGAACCGCCAGUGAACGUCAGUCGUGUUGUUUUCUAAGCGCAUGUGCAUCAGAGUGAUGGAGAGUGACUGCAGGAUCCCCAUGUCAUGUCUGAGACCCCGAAUCCUGGCCCUACACGCUUUAUUCUGGGGCUUAGUGUCUCUUAGAGUAUUUGGAGCAGCUCUUCUGAGCGAUGAGAAGACAGCAGUUGCCGUGACAAAGGCGAUGACAGCACCAUGUUGGCAGCUGGAGGAGUUUGUGGUGGCUAAAGAGUGCAGUGUAUGCGAGGGUUUGCAAUUGAAAACAAUACCAGCCUGCAGCCAAACUGGAUUUAUAGAAAAGAUCAACUGCACAAAGUCUAACAGAGACGAAUACAAAAGGGGCAGCAAGGUGGCGCAGUGGGUGGCACAAUCGCCUCACAGCAAGAAGGUAUUUGGUUCGAGCCCUGGCUGGGUCAGUUGGCUUUUCUGUGAGGAGUUUGAAUGCUCUCCCUGGCUGUCGCUCAACAAAAAUGGAGGAGCAUCUGUUUUGGAAAUUUGAAGGCACCAUGUUGGCUCUCACUGUUGUCUUUGCAAUAAUAGUGGUGAUCAGGCAACGCUCGCUUGACCGCCAAGCUUCAGACAAGGUCCGGAGGCAGAUAGAAUCUAUUUAGUUGACCAAACGAACAGUACUAAAUGUUGAGGGGCUUUGGGGCCUGGUGUUGUAGACUCUCAGCAAAGGGCAUAACCCAACAGCCCACAGAGACUCCCAGACUUUAUCUGACUGGAUGCACAAAGACUCUGAACAGACAAGGCGUGCUCUCACUUCCCAGACUGACAUUAAUCAUGGACGCUUCUCUGUGCAGGAUUUAACUUUACCUUCUCCAGUGGAAUAUCCAUUUUGAAUCGGCAAACAUUAUGCAAGAUUGGAGUCCUGUCUCUAUUUUGUUGAAGCUCUGCAUAUACCUGUCCUUACAAAAAUGCUGUGAAGGUGGUGUGUGUAGAACGAAUAUGAGAGUGUGUGUGUUGCAUGUUUUAAAUAAUCACUAAAGCACAUCAAGUAUUUUCAUGAACAGAGAAUGAACUCUUUGUUCUGUUAUUAUGGGUUAAUGUUAUACAGGAUGUUUUUUUUUGGCUCUGUUCAUUUUGGAAAGUGCUACAGAUCAUGUCUUUUUCCUGACUUUCUCUAAACUGACACACUCAUCCAUCCAUUAACACAGACCUGUUUCUUCCUGGAGCCUUAAAAGUCAUUUGAAUACCCGUGAAUGUGCAGGUGUCGUUUGUUAAAAUCCUUUAUUUUCAGUAUAUAUUUUAAAGUGUUUCUCCUUUAGAAAUUUUGAGAUUUUCCUUUAGAAACUUUGAGAGUUUUUUUUUUUUGGUCAUAGUGUUACUAAGUCUUUGCCCUCCUGAGUGUAAAAGAGAUUUUUAUAUGAAAAGCAUGUGAAGAAAUGGCUUGGUUCGUGAAGUAUACCAGCUCUGUAAACACAUCUGACUGAUAUAUGCAAGACUGCAUUGUACUGUAUAUUGAAGCAGCUGGAGUUUGUUUAUUCCCAAACCUUUCAUUUUAAAGCACUUCACUGGCAUUGCAAAUUCUUCAAUGGUUACUUUUCACUGAACACAAGAUUAUCUGCCGCCAUCUGCAGAAAGACUACUGGUUUUGGGUAUAGACGUACAUUUUUAUUUACAAUAAGGAUUGGUUUGAUAAAAUGAUACAUGUAUGGUAAGGACAAUAGGUGGUUAUUUUAUUUAAACUCCACACUUUAUGAAAGAAACCAUGUGAAUUUGGUCCAGUUUUUGUCCUGUAGUCAACUUUACUGAUGUACCUAAAAUGUAAACAGUGUAUUUUUAUGAAAGAUGUGUGACACUUCCUGUCCUCUGUUGAUAAACUGAGGAAUAAAUAGGAAAAUGAA